Molecule: messenger RNA, 1494 nt
Organism: Yarrowia lipolytica CLIB122
Lineage: Eukaryota; Fungi; Ascomycota; Dipodascomycetes; Dipodascales
Biological process (GO): RNA polymerase II preinitiation complex assembly; transcription initiation at RNA polymerase II promoter
Cellular component (GO): transcription factor TFIID complex
Molecular function (GO): RNA polymerase II general transcription initiation factor activity
Source: RefSeq, a predicted model, not a curated record
AUGAUCAAAAUCAAGCUGAAGCCCGAAAAACGGUCGCCGGAGGCAUCGCCGGAGAAGCGGCGGACCAAGAAGCGCAAAACGGAUGAGGAAGGGGCCAAACCGAGCACUCCGUCGCUCAGCAUCAAGUUGAAGGCGCCCAAAAAAGAGCGGGAGUCCAAGCCGCGGUUGUCCCUGAAACUGAGCAACAAAAAGAGCGAGAGCGCGGCGCCGGAAAGCAGCCGGGCGUCGACCGCGAGUGGCGGAUCCACUAAAAAGAGCAAGGUGGUGCCGCGGAUCCGAGUCAAGGCCGCCCGCGAACCGGGCCAGGGAUACGACAGCGAAGCGCCGGACCGCGAAGACGAUCCGCUGAUUGAAGAGGGAUUGAUUUUGCGAUUCCCACCAAUCGGUAAAAGAGGCCGCGACGACCUGUCAUAUCUGCGGACGGCGGUGGAGAACCAGGAUUACAGUAACAUUGUGAUUCGGUUCAAGGACUCGCGCAGGGCGGUGGUUUCUGUGCGGGGGCGGCAUUACGCGGCGAAAUUGGUGGACUUGCCGGCGAUCGUCGAGGCCCAAAAGACGUUUGACCGCGGCAAAAACAUGUUCAAGUGUCUGGACAUUUGCCAAAUGUUACUUGUCACCGAGCCCAUUUCGUCCGAACACAGCAUUAUGGAGGCGCGGUCGAUGCAAUGGGACAAGAGCUCCAGCGAAAGCGCGCUGACCUGUCGCCAUGGCCUGACUCCGCCGUUGUUUGACGCCAAACGUCGCCGAUUCAGAAAAACCGUGUCCACAAAGGUGAUUGAAUCGGUGGAGCAAAAGGUGACGGACUUGCUGGAUCUGGACGACGAGGCAGACUCCACAUCAUAUGAGCUUGUCGAUGGACGCACCCUGGCGUCCUUGUAUGGAGCCGGUGGGGUUGCGGGCUCGCAAUCUGUGUCUACCACUGUUUCUGCCGCCGCCACUCCUCCUCCGCGGUUUGCCAUGGUCGACGAGGGAGAAAUGGACGUGGAUUUGCUCGAUAAGGAGCUGGAGCGGGCCCUGGAGGACCAAGGCUCGGAUGAGGGCGAAGAAAUCGAGGCCGAUGAUGCGUCCGAGUCCGAAGAUGAGGGAGAAGGCGCAGGUGAGUCGGACAACUCGGACGAAGAGGAAUUGCCCCGAGCGUCGGCCGGAAUGGACGAUGACGACGACGGUGAAGAGGGAGGACACGCCAAGGUGCUGGUCGACACGAUUGCAGAUCUGGAGGCGACCAUCAAAAAGCAGCAGGACGACGCCGACCGCACCGCCAACGCCAUGCUCAAGGAGCGGUUCAACCAGCGAAUCUCCAAGCUCAAACAUGAGCUGGAGGUCAAGAAGAAACAGCUCAAGGCAAAGAAUACCAUCAAGGAGAAGAAGAAGGAGAUCGAUAAGAAGGAAAAGAAGGAGGAGAAGGAGGAGAGUGAGGACAAGGUGGAAAAGGGCGAGGUCAAGGACAAGGGUGUGGGCAGUGACGACGAUAUGGAUUUGGAUGAUUUGUUUUAG